AUGCAAUCUAAUGCAAAACGUCGAUUCGUGGAUGCAUAUUUGAAUGAAGUGGGAGAUAUGCGAAAUACGGUAAAUCGUUUACAAUUGUAUGAAAUUAUAAUCUCUGCUGGCAAAGAUUUAUUGAUGUCUGAUCUAGGAGAUACAGACUGUUAUCAGUUCGAUAAAGCAUAUGAAGUUUUUGAGCAGUUACCUGUGACAAAUUUUUUGGAAUUAGUAAAACAAAAUAGCAGUCGCAUCAAUGAAACUGAUCAGAAUGAACAAUUUGUUGAAUUGAAAGAAUUCUUUGAAUCCUUGAAUGAGGAUGAAGAGUUGAAUGUGAAUGAAAUUAAGGCAGCGUUGGAUUUUUUGAAGUCAUCUGCAAGAUAUGGGAAGAUUGAUUGCAAAAUGCUUUUCAAUGAAUUUGAAAAGAGUCGAAGCAAACUGCUUGAUGUUAUCGCGCAGGAAUUCACCAACAAACAAAUUGCAAUAUCGAAAAAUUUCAUCGGAUCUGAAAAUUUACAACGCAAAUUACCUGAAAGAACGAGAAAUUCAUUUCAAUAUUUAAAUGGUUCCAUACCAAUGUUCACUUCGCAGGUUACUCGUCGAGCAUUUCGUGUAAUGAAUAAUGAUGAUCGCAUUUUGAACUAUCAUUUCAUUCUGAAUCAUUCGCAGAUUAUUUGUAUUAUGUGUGAAUUAUUGACAAGCAAUGAUCAACCAACGGAUCAAAACUAUAAAAAUGACAUAUACGUUAUACUCUAUGAUACAAUCGAGGAGCAAGUGAUUACAGUUACAAUGAAUAUUAUGGAAGAUAAAUAUGUAAGCGAGAAAUGCUUGUUGAAAGCAGGAGAAUAUAUCGUUAGCGUUCAAACAGCACAUUGUUCGGAGUUUGUUAUCACAUCAGCAGACGAUGAAAUGAAGUUAGUGGAUUCAGAUGGAAAAUUAACAAAGCAUUUCAAGAUGACAUUGAUGAAUAUAUUUGAUCUAUUCGAUUUCGAUGAAAACGGUAAAUUAAGUCGAGAGGAAUUCGACAUAUACAAUAAAUUGGCUAGUGAUGAACAUGUUUUGGAUCAUGAAUGGGAAAUACUCUGCCAAAAUUUUGGAGCUAAAGACGGUGAAUUACUGCUACAUUCUUUUGUGGCACUUCAUCAGAUAGAGGCAAAUAAUAAUCCAUCAUUGGAGGAUACCUGGAUGACAUUGCAUUUUGUUGGGUAUAACGAACAAUUGGAUCUGAUUAAUAAUUGUCCGUGUUCAUUUACAAUCUUUUCCGAAUCGAUUGUUUAUAUGAAACAUGUAGAGUUACGUGAACCGAUGAUGAAUGAAAGUGAAGCGUUAGCUGAUUAUUUCUGGAGGAAUGGCCGAGAGGUUUGCGAUGAUAUUGAUGUGCGUAUUUGGAAAUGUGAUUAUUUUGCAGUUGGUAUAGCUGGUCCAAUGAAAUUACCUUAUGCUAUGAAUCUUCGCUAUGGAAAUUCGAAAAAUGUAUUGGUUAAAGAAUUAAUAGAACUUCGGCAAAUACCGUUGAAAUUUGUCAAACCGAAGAUACUACUUCAUGCAAUUGCGACAGAAUCUGAUUGGUCGCUAAUUUUAAAAGUGGAAACUAUGGAACGAAGGAGUAGUGAUUAA
Cercopithifilaria johnstoni is the source of this 1599-nucleotide messenger RNA. The record is from the annotation of a GenBank genome assembly. NCBI's taxonomy places the organism in Eukaryota, Metazoa, Nematoda, Chromadorea, Rhabditida, Onchocercidae.